GACAAAGCCAAUGGAUCACGAGCAUCCGGUACUUUUACGAUCUGAUGACUGCCUGUGACUCACUCGACGACCACCAUCAGCCACAUCGCAUCAACACAGCACAAUGAAGAGACCAGCAAGUUUCCAACCACAAUAGUUAGUUGGUUUGGAGCCUAGCAGUAUUCAUACUUGCCUUCCUAGCUAGCUGAUCCUCUUGGAUUGUGCUGGUCUUCGCUGCUUGAGAUCAAGCAGAGUGACAGUCAUUAUUUCAAUUGAAGAGAAGAAGCCAGCAACCAGAAAGAAACAACCAGAAAGAAACACUCACUGAUACGAUAUUAUCAUUAAAACAACGGCAAGAUGAGCGUGGAAGAAGAAGCACAAGGAGAGACUGAAACUGAAAAGGGAGAGGCAAAGGAUGACUUGACAGCAUCAGAAUCUACAACUGCCACUUCCAAUUCAUCCAGUCAAGACCAACCAGUACCACCAGUACCACCCGUACAAGAACGCAAUACACAAGAAGAAGAGCCCCUAGUCACUACUGGAAUGCUGAGUGGCACUGGCACAACAGGACUGUAUGAGAAUGGUCUGGAGCACUCAUUUGCCCCAGGCGAUCAUGUGAUUCGAUGGGAAAUGCUGCCCAUUCUUUGGCCCAUACAAAUACACGCUAUUGUGCUAGAGACGGGUAGAGAUUACGUCAGUAUUUGUGAUUUUGGACUCACGGCAGAGCCCCGACAUGAUCCCACAUGUACCACAAAAACAUCAGAAUCGGAUCUGCAACAAGAAGAAGAAAAUAAUCAAGACACUACAAAAUUAGAAGCAGAAGAAAAUCACCAGGAAAAAGAAAAAAUCAACACAAACAAAAAAUUGCUGGCGGCCUGGGACCGCAUCAAACCACCCGACAAUACCAAAAAGGAACGAAUCACUGUUCAUAUCAUUACCACACAACAAGAGCUGAAGGCCUGGAAAAAAGUCAAGUAUGGACAAGGAAUGUUUCGCAAUAAUAAUAAUAAUAAAGACGGAGGAUCAGAAGAAGAAGACGCAAAGCAUUCACCACAAACUGACAAUACACAAGCACAAGAGGAGUCAGGACAACAAAACACAAACCCCAGACCACGAACUAUCAUCAAGCAACGAGUUGGACAAUGGUGGCAAAAUAAUGUCAGACACAGAAGAAACCAACAGGCCAAACAAGAACAGCAGCCUCCACAACAGCAUCCACAAUCAUCUGAAUUCAACAAUGCCAGCACCGAUUUUGAGGCUGCCACCGCUGCCAGUACCGGUAGCAAGGCUUCCGUGUCAAACAGUUUGGACCACAACACUACUACCAAUAGUGAUUCCAUGGAUUUUGAUGCUGCAGAUUCCAACGACGACAAGGCAGCUAUCGAAUCAUGGAAGAGCGAAUCCUCACUUAUUGUUUCAUCCGACACAGAAACCCACGAAAACAACAAUGCCACAACUGCAACCACAACUGCUACUACAACUGCAACUCCUACGACUAGUACGGAACAAACACCAACACCAACAGAAGCAGAACCGCCCCGUCGGCGCAUCUUUGCCAGAAUCCGAGAACGGAGGCAAGCUCGGUCACAAUCUCCCUCCAAACAUGGAACCAACCGAAUGCUGCCUCAAUCGGAUCCACCGGCGGUAGUCCUAGCACGCACCCAGUUUUUAUUGGAAUUUGGAGAAAAGGUGCUUCCACCGUACCAUCCCUUCAAGGCCAAUUCCGAAUGCAUUGCCGUCUUUUGUAAAACGGGACGUUGGAGUACGCUGCAGGCAUCGGUAUUCUUGCACUCGACGGCCAUUGGCAAUGCCAAGAGUAGCAUGGCCAUGACACUGGGAGUGGCCGCAUCGGUGCCCCUUCUAGCACCGGCCAUGGCAGGCAUUGGCAUUGUGGCAGUCGGUGCUCCCUACAUGAUUCUCAACCAAAGCCGCGAGUUUUGGCAACAAGAAACGAUCCGUUUGAAUGAACUCGUGUGGGCACAAGCAGGAGAUUGUCCGGAUAAUAAUAAUGUCGUGGUUGGUGAAGAGUGUAAAAAGGAGCAUCCAACGAUUCUUCCAGAAGAGGAGUGCAAAGUGGAAGAACGCGACAAUACCGGUAUUAUUUCGCAGGAAGAAACGGUUGGACCUGACACAGACGAUAAUAAGAGUGCUCCAGGUGGCACGGACGAGACCCCAGAUGGAACAGAAGCAACAAGUGACGGCCCGGAGAGUACCAGUACCAGUAUCAGUACCAGUACCAGCAACGAGGGCACCAGUUGUGCUGCUACCACCAAGACGAGACCCAGCGAACAACGAAUCGUUUCUGUGUGAGUGUGACCGAACCAUGCACCGAACCCAGACCAGUGGCUAGAUUUUGCUUGGAAAAGUUUUACUAUCUGUAGUAGAAAAACAACAUUUCUGAUGUGAAUGAUACGAUGUGUAGCCAGCUAGAUUCAUUCAGUUACUUGCGAGCUACUUGCGAGCUACCGGUACAUGUAACUACGGUAGCUUGUCACAAACUAACUUUAGAAAAGCACGUCAUGAUU
Seminavis robusta is the source of this 2504-nucleotide messenger RNA. NCBI's taxonomy places the organism in Eukaryota, Bacillariophyta, Bacillariophyceae, Naviculales, Naviculaceae. The record is from the annotation of a GenBank genome assembly.